This is a messenger RNA of Vicia villosa (hairy vetch), 1137 nucleotides long. RefSeq names its product ervatamin-B-like. Gene Ontology annotation, cellular component: lysosome. The record is from RefSeq and is a predicted model, not a curated record. Gene Ontology annotation, molecular function: cysteine-type endopeptidase activity. The transcript is spliced from 4 exons. NCBI's taxonomy places the organism in Eukaryota, Viridiplantae, Streptophyta, Magnoliopsida, Fabales, Fabaceae. Bases 1 to 1137 code for a protein of 378 amino acids.
AUGAGAGUUUCUGUUACCUCAAACCGAUUUCUCCUUUUCAUCAUCUUCACUGCAUGCUUAUGUAUAUACUUUGCUAAUCAAAAGAAAAAGACUUAUGAAAAUGAAGAUAUCGUAAGUAUAUCUUCAAGGUUUGAGAUCCCAAGCAGUAAGUACACCUCCAUAUUGGGUCCUAAACUUGAUAAGCUUCCUAAUCAAGAUGAUGUUAUACAAUUAUUUCAAUUAUGGAAGAAAGAACAUGGACGAGUCUACAGUGAUCAAGAAGAGAUGGAAAAGAAAUUUGAAACUUUUGUUUUAAAUUUAAAGUAUAUUGUAGAGACCAAUGCAAAGAGAGACUCACCUCAUAGCUCUCUUCUUGGUUUGACCGACUUUGCUGAUUUGAGCUUCACGGACUUCAAAGAAACAUACAUGACCAUGAACAGUGAUAACAUGGAUAUUGUGAAUGACCAUGUUGAUGAAUUAACACGCAGUAAACCACCUUCAAAAUUGGACUGGAGGUGGAAAGGAGCUGUUACUCCUAUUAAGAACCAAGACAGUUGUGGUUGUUGUUGGGCAUUCUCCACUGUUGCCUCUAUUGAUGGAAUAGUAGCAAUCAAGACAAGGCAGCUUAUCCCCCUUUCAGAUCAGGAGGUUCUAGAUUGUGAACCAUAUGGAAAUUGUUCAAGAGGAAGUGUGGCAAAAGCAUUAGAUUGGGUAAUAAAAAACAAAGGGAUUGCAUCACAAAAAGAUUAUCCUUAUUAUGAGGAUAAGGGUAUUUGCACAUCCGGCCAGAUUUCAAAUAGUCCAACUAGUCGCAUUAAAUCACAUAAUCUCGUGAAGAGAUCGGAGAAGGAACUAUUAUGUGCAGUUGCUAAGCAGCCUCUUAAUGUUGGUGUUUAUGCAGAGACAAAAGAAUUUCAACAUUACAAGGGUGGAGUAUUUAGAGGUCAAAAGUGUCCGUUGGAUUCUUUAAAUACAACUCACGCCAUGGUUAUAGUGGGUUAUGAUUCUGUUGACAGCGAUGAAUAUUGGAUCGUGAAGAAUUCAUGGGGUACCCGUUGGGGAGAUAAUGGUUAUAUGUAUAUCAAAAGGAACACUGGUAAAAAGUAUGGAGUCUGUGCAAUCAAUGCAUGGGGUAGAUUACUAGUUAAAAAUAAUUGA